AAGAUAUCAUAGAUGAUAUAGAAGAUGAAGGUUUAGAUCCUAUUCCUUUAAAUAAUGAUGAUGUUUCAAAUAAUAAUGAUGAAAAUAAACUUGAUCAAGAUGAUAAAGACAUUACUUUCAACAUUGUAGAUGGUUUACCAAAUAAACUUAAAAAUAAGAAGAAUAGUUAUCAAAAGAUGAUCCCAGCCAGAUAUGAUGAAUCAGAGAAUCAAGAUUAUCCUAAAAAUGAUUAUUCUAAUUAUACUUAUAUGAGAAAUAAGACUCAUUUCACUUAUGAUGAUGUUGUUGGAUCACUAACAGAUGAAGAACGUGAUGAUAUUAAUAAGACUCAAUUAUUAGAAAUGAAUACAAAUGAAAGUUUGGAUUCUUCUUGCGGUACAUGGCAAGAUAAUUACUCGAUGUUACAUGAAAAAAUCUUAUCAGGAAAUGAAGCGCAAAGAUAUGUUAGUUAUAUUUGUGAUGACAAAAAUAAUUGUGGAGGAUUAUCUGACAGAAUUCUUGGAAUGACAUCCGCAUUUGUAUUCGCUUUACUUACAAACCGAGCGUUCCUUGCAGAUUGGCAAAUUCCUUUUCCACUUGAAACUAUUUUUAGUUCACCAAAUAUUGAUUGGAGUCAUGAUUCAUUAAAUCCAUCAUCUAAUAUUAGAGAACUUGAGACAAGUGAGAUCAAUGUUAUUGAUUUCGAUGCAAAAAAUUUAGAUCAACAAUUCAUGCUUUCUAAUUGGACAACAAAAUAUCCAAGUCCUUUUAUAAAGUUUUAUUCAAAUCGUGGAAUGAUUAUAAGAUCUUUUGAUUCAAAAUAUUAUUCACAAUCAUUAAAAGAUAUGGGUUUAAGGCCACAUACAACAUUUGGUUGUGUUGUUGAUUAUUUAUUCCGACCUGCACCUUCUGCUCUAUCAUUUAUAACUCAAUAUACAUCAUUAUUUGCUCUUCCAAGUAUAUUUACGGUUGGAAUACAAAUUAAUGCUCAGAAUGGUUUCACUUCAUUACAAGAUUAUAAUCAUUAUUUUAAUUGCGCAGAUCAACUUACGCAGACUUAUGCUGCACUUAAUCAAAAAGUUAUUUAUUAUCUUGUAACGGAUUCAUCAGAAUUAAGAAAUGAAGCAGUACAAAAAUUUGAACAUUUGGUUGUUUCCGGUUUACCCACCGAUUCAAAUCUUGAUAAUCUUGAUAAUCCUGAUAAUGUAAUCAAUGCUAUGAUUGAAAGUUGGAUUUUUAGUAAAACUGAUUAUAGAAUAAUUUCAUCAGGAAAUUAUGGUAAAUUGUCAGCUUUUUAUUCAAAACAACUUCACACCACAGUUUCCAUAGGCAAUGAUAACCAAGCUUUAGAUUGUUCAAAAGAGGACACAUUUAUAACAUUUAUUAAAUUGGCAAGUGAAUCUUCAUUGGGAUAAUUUCUUUCAUCAUUAUUAUUACAUUAUUAUUAUUACAUUAUUAUUAUUUGU
Messenger RNA from Rhizophagus irregularis DAOM 181602=DAOM 197198, 1445 nucleotides. RefSeq lists its product as uncharacterized. The record is from RefSeq and is a predicted model, not a curated record. Gene Ontology annotation, cellular component: membrane. NCBI's taxonomy places the organism in Eukaryota, Fungi, Glomeromycota, Glomeromycetes, Glomerales, Glomeraceae. Gene Ontology annotation, biological process: cell wall biogenesis. Gene Ontology annotation, molecular function: galactoside 2-alpha-L-fucosyltransferase activity.